AUGGAUCGGCUCGCCGAUGCUGCGUUUGGGUUCUGGAGGGAGGGAGCAGAGGGGGAGGGGGAGAAUGAUUCCUCUCCUUCCUCCCUUACCCCUCCCCUCUCCUCUCCUCCCCCACUUCCUCCUUCUCCGCCCCUUCCUUCCUUCCCCACCUCCCUUCCUCCCUCCUCUUACUAUUCUCUCCCUUCCUUCCUCCCUUCCCCUUCCAUCCUUCCCUCUCCCUCUCAUGUUCCUCCCCUGCUCCCUCCCGUCUCCCUCAAUAGGUUUCAAAGGACCCCUAGAUCCAAGCCACGUCGCCCUCCUGGCCCUCGCUCUCUGUGUCCUCGGCUCUGCCAGCACCCUCCCGCGGAGGGAGAUCAGCCGGGAGCAGACGGUCAGCUCGGCCCGACUCCUCCGCAAGGCCCUGACGCAGGUCAACGCCAAACUCCUGGACCCCUAGAUCCAAGCCACGUCGCCCUCCUGGCCCUCGCUCUCUGUGUCCUCGGCUCUGCCAGCACCCUCCCGCGGAGGGAGAUCAGCCGGGAGCAGACGGUCACCUCGGCCCGACUCCUCCGCAAGGCCCUGACGCAGGUCAACGCCAAACUCCUGUCCCACCUCGGUCUGGAGGGAAGUCACCAGCCCUCAAUAUGCCUCCCGCCCGUUGAGCGAUCGUCCGCCGGCUGGUACCGUUACCCGGGUCUCGCCGGGGCCAGGUUUUGCCUCUACCGAAAGUGCCUGCGGCGUUUGGAGGCGACCCUCCUGAGGAAGUACGGAUUCGGCCUCGAUAGCACCCCCCUCGGGCUCGGCCUGCUGAUCGGGUGCCUCGGGCACCACCGUUUCCUGCCGGGAGCCUCUCGAUCCCGGGCCUGCCUUCUGGACGAGCGAGGUGGAAGGAGGGGUGAACGUGAUCCGUGACCUCUUCUCGGACCUGGAGCUCCUGGUUGGACAGUCCGACAGCCUUGUGUCUGACGACCCGGCCUAGGCCGGUCCUGGGUGGAGGGAGUUGGGGGUGCGGGUGUCGGGGGGGGGC
Molecule: messenger RNA, 1006 nt
Organism: Mobula hypostoma (lesser devil ray)
Lineage: Eukaryota; Metazoa; Chordata; Chondrichthyes; Myliobatiformes; Myliobatidae
Product: WW domain-binding protein 11-like
Exons: 7
Coding region: 1-891 (296 amino acids)
Source: RefSeq, a predicted model, not a curated record